AAAAAACAACACAUGAGAAUUAGCAGCCGCGCAAUUCCCUGAAUUCGGCCAACAUAUAUUUAAUUAAACUCCUCCGAGUCAAUUUGCUUCACUCAAACCUGUCCACCCCCAUGUCUUCUUGUUGAGCCCAAACCCAAAACUUCCCCCUUUUCUUCCUCUUCUUCUUCAUUCCUCUUCUGAAAUCUCUUCAAGAAAAAAAAAAAUCUUCCAGAAAAUGAGAAACAGCAACCAUUUGAUAGGUGUCAUAAACUUCCUGACAUUAUUAGCUUCAAUUCCCAUUCUUGGUGGAGGGAUAUGGCUGAGCAGCAGAGCCAACUCCACAGACUGCAUGAAAUUCCUUCAAUGGCCGCUCAUAGUCAUAGGUGUGUCAAUCAUGGCCGUCUCUCUGGCUGGAUUUGCUGGGGCUUGUUAUAGGAAUACUUUCCUCAUGUACCUUUACCUUUGGGCCAUGUUCUUCAUCAUUGCUGCCCUUAUUGGGUUUGUCAUCUUUGCCUUUUCUGUCACUGAUAAGGGUUCGGGUCGACCCGUUUUGGGCCGGCACUAUAUGGAGUAUUACCUCCAGGACUACUCUGGGUGGCUGGAGGAAAGGGUCACUAGUCAAAGCUACUGGACAAAGAUCAGUUCUUGUAUCAGGGAUUCAAAUACCUGUGGCAAGCUGAGAAGGUCUGUUUAUAACUAUCCUGAGACUGCUGAUAUGUUUUACCUCAGAUAUCUCAAUCCUAUUGAGUCUGGAUGUUGCAAGCCACCCACAGCCUGUGGCUAUAUAUAUGGGAACGAGACAUACUGGAACGUAGGAGCGGGAACCUUUGGAGCAGACCUAGAUUGCCAAAGAUGGAGCAAUGAUCAAGAACUGCUCUGCUAUAACUGUGACUCUUGCAAAGCGGGUAUACUAGCCAGCCUGAAGAAGAGCUGGAGGAAGGUUUCUGUAAUCAACAUCGUCAUCCUAAUCAUCUUGGUGAUCAUGUACGUGGUUGCUUGUGCAGCAUUUAGGCACGACAAACGUAUGGACAAUGACGAGCCUUAUGGUGAUGCCAGAAUGGACAAGGAACGACCCUCCAGGAUACAUUUUUAGGAGCCUUGAGACAAACUAAAGUUCAAAUAAUGUAUUUUAACGGCUUGGAUUGCCUCGGGCUUCUUUAUUAGAUGGAGUUGUAUUAGUUGAUAUGCCUUUGUAUUUUGAAACCGACUAAAAAGCGCUUAAAUGUUGUUCGUUUGGUGUGUUAUUAAUAUCGAUGUGAUUUACUUACCCAUAAGCAACUCUUCAGGAAAAUCUCAUCUGUAAGAAAUGUCAUUCUCUAUAAGCUGCAUAGAAAUCUUCACGGUUGGUGAUCUGUGGUCAUGAAGAUGAUGAAAUAAAGUAGACACACUUUACAGUUUUGGCCCUUUUGGGUGGUUCAUAUUGAAAAGAGGAUUGCUGUCUUACAAAUAUUCAAAUUAAAGAGCCC
This is a messenger RNA of Cuscuta epithymum, 1445 nucleotides long. Lineage: Eukaryota; Viridiplantae; Streptophyta; Magnoliopsida; Solanales; Convolvulaceae. The record is from the annotation of a GenBank genome assembly.